Molecule: messenger RNA, 612 nt
Organism: Rhizoctonia solani
Lineage: Eukaryota; Fungi; Basidiomycota; Agaricomycetes; Cantharellales; Ceratobasidiaceae
Product: NAD(P)-binding protein
Exons: 6
Coding region: 1-612 (203 amino acids)
Source: RefSeq, a predicted model, not a curated record
AUGCCAGAACCUUUGACCAUGCUACCAUACCCAAACACAAUAUUUCUUACUGGUGCCACCGGCUAUGUUGGCGGCUCUCUGCUAGUCUCCCUAGUUCGCACAUAUUCUCUUGCGAAAAUCACUGCACUAGUGAGAAAUCCUGAAGACUUGAGCGCGGUAUCUGGGGUUGGGCAUAGCGUUCAUGCUAUUUUAGGCUCUCAUGUGGAUAAGGAAUUAAUUAUUGAAGAAGUCUCAAAAGCGGAACUCGUUAUCCAACUCUCUAAUCCGGACGACCUAUUAUUCAUUCAAUCCAUUGUAGCGGGUCUCAAACUACACAAAGAGAGGACUGGGAAUCGACCCCUUUAUUUUCAUGCAACGGGGACAUUCACAUAUGCCGACAAAAUAACUGGCGAGCUGCAGAGAGAGUACGUUCCAUGGGACGACACCGAAAAACCAAGACUUAGAGAUAUGGUUGACAUCGAUGCUCCUCAUAGGAUAGUGGACCUUGAAGCAAUCAAAGUUCAUGAGGAAAACAUAGCGGACGUACAUUUGAUCUGUCCGCCUACGGUCUAUGGCGUUGGAACUGGACCGGUUCGGCGUACUUCCACUUUCAUCCCUUAUGCGAUGAGCUGA